AUGGAGAAGCUCCGCCGAUUCCAGACGUUCAAGGAGACGGCGCUCCGCGUCGCGUCUCGUGCUGGAGUCGCAGGAGGCCGGGCUCCGGUGUCGCAGGACGACGACGCUGGCGGAGUGGCGCAACCGCAACCUCAACCUCACUGCUCCUCCGUCCGUGAAAAGGCGCGGCGGCGACUUGCCCUCCCAGUUGCCUGGGACUGGCGUGAGAAGACGUGCGGUGAUCAGCCGUGCCUCGGUCCCGUCAAGGAUCAGGGGAACUGUGGCUCCUGCUGGGCCUUCGCGGCGACGGGCGCCAUGGAGGCUCACCACGCCAUCAUAGGGGCGAGAAACAAGGAGAAGCCGAUCCAGCUGUCCCAGCAAGAGCUGAUCGAUUGCGAUCCGGGGAGCGAUAAAUGCCCCGUCGUCGUCUCCAUCGCCGUCGGCGACAACAACACAGAAUUCAGAUAUUACGAGGGCGGGGUGUAUGGCAAGGACAAGAAGUGCGGACUUUGGAACGAUCACGAGCUUCUUCUCGUAGGGUACGACUCCAACACCUACAUUCUCAAGAACUCUUAUGGAGAUGACUGGGGCGUAGAGGCUUUAAUAAAUCCAGAACCUUAUAUAUACGUCAAGAAAAGUUUGUGCCUGUUGGCAGCCAGAACCUAA
Molecule: messenger RNA, 645 nt
Organism: Miscanthus lutarioriparius
Lineage: Eukaryota; Viridiplantae; Streptophyta; Magnoliopsida; Poales; Poaceae
Source: the annotation of a GenBank genome assembly